AUGGAGCGCGUUAACGGGCACCGCGCCGCCCCCGAGUGCCCUUUCCGCAGUGGUCCAAGAGUUGACGGCCAAAGGGCCGGGAAGCCGAGCCUGCGCCUGAAGGUGCCGGUGCCCCUAAGGUUGAAGAACCACCUGACUUCGGAGGAGAACUUCGACGCGCUGCAUUCGCACAUCGGUGAAGUUUCGAGUUUCAACACAAAAUGCUCGGAGAAAGUUUGUCAAACAAGUAUCAUGGACAUCCCCAGCCGAGGAGAUACGGCUCGAACUGUAGAAGAGAUUUAUAAAGAAGGACAAGCUUUUAUCAAAGAAUAUUUCGCGUCCAUUCGCAGGGAAAACUCUGAUGCUCACAUGUCGAGGCUAAAGGAAAUCGAAAAGGAAUUGACAACCAAAGGCACUUAUGAUCUCAAAACUCCAGAGCUAGUGUUUGGCGCAAAGUUAGCUUGGCGCAAUGCUACAAGAUGCAUUGGACGAAUACAAUGGAAGAAAUUGCAAAUAUUUGACUGCAGAGAGGUAACGACAGCCAGUGGAAUGUUCGAAGCACUCUGUAAUCAUAUCAAAUAUGCCACGAAUAAAGGAAAUAUAAGGUCGGCAAUCACAAUAUUUCCACAGCGUACAGACGGCAACCACGAUUACAGGAUUUGGAAUCAACAACUCAUCAGUUAUGCUGGUUACGUUGAAGAGGACGGGUCCAUUUUGGGAGAUCCAGCUCGUGUUGAAUUCACAGAAAUCUGCAUCAAACUAGGCUGGGAACCACCUCGAACAGCGUGGGAUAUAUUACCUUUAGUAUUAUCAGCCGACGGCAAAGAUCCAGAGUUCUUUGACAUUCCACGUGAGAUUAUCAUGGAAGUGGAAAUGGAGCAUCCGAGGUACGAAUGGUUUAAAAACCUCGACUUACGUUGGUACGCAUUGCCAGCGGUGUCGGGAAUGAGAUUGGACUGCGGCGGAUUGGAAUUCACGGGAACCGCCUUCAACGGUUGGUACAUGGGCACGGAAAUCGGCUGUCGCAACUUCUGUGAUGCCAACCGACUUAAUAUUGUCGAGGAGCCUGCGUGGAAAACACAUCAAUGGUCGAAGUCCGAAAACAACGGCAAUGGACACAGAAAGUUUCACUUCAAGCAAAUCGCCAGAGCUGUUAAGUUCACUUCGAAACUGUUCGGGCAGGCUCUUUCCAAACGCAUUAAAGCGACUAUACUUUACGGCACUGAAACUGGAAAAUCCGAACAAUACGCUAAGGAACUGGGAACUAUAUUUGGACAUGCAUUUAACGCGCAGGUACACUGCAUGUCGGAGUACGAUAUGUUCUCAAUAGAACACGAAACUCUCCUUUUGAUCGUAACUUCCACCUUUGGCAACGGAGAACCUCCUGCGAAUGGCGUAGAAUUCGCUGAACACUUGUUCCAAAUGCUUUACAAUGAAAAGCAAAGUCAAGGUGACCAAACGGGAGAUAUCGCUGGGAACAACAAAAUUCCAACCCCGAAAUCUCUGAUGAGGACAAACAGUGUGACUCCAAAUAAUGAUUACAAAAGGCAACUAUCACGUUUAGAAUCGAAUAAAAGCAGUGUGGCGGGCGCAUCGUCAAUAGAGAACAUCGGACCGCUGAGUAACGUUUGUUACGCAGUUUUCGCACUGGGGUCAAGCGCGUACCCAAAGUUCUGUAACUUCGGAAAGACAGUAGAUAAAGUACUUGAAGAUUUAGGAGGCGAAAGGCUCCUUGAAUUAGCUUGCGGAGAUGAGAUGUACGGACAAGAGCAACAGUUCCGAAACUGGUCCUCUAAUAUAUUUCAUGUAGCUUGUGAAACGUUCUGUUUAGAAGAAAACGAAAUGGUAAAAGAUGGUAAAAAGGCUCUUGGAUUGAUGCCACUGACUGAAGAGACAGUGAGAUUUGGAAAACCCGACAAAAUUCUGCCCAUGAAGUCUGCGCUUGAAGUAGGAUUUAGAAAGCAGCUGUUAACAUGCGUUGUCAAGGAAAAUAAGCACCUCGGUGAUUUCACUGCUGACCGUGCUACGAUUUUUCUCGAUAUGGAGUCAAAUAACGAAUUAAAAUACGAGCCGGGAGACCACGUCGGAGUUUUAGCCUGUAAUCGCAAGGAAAUCGUUGACACAAUCUUACAAAGAUUGAAAGAUGUCGAAAGUUAUGAUAAACCUGUUCAACUACAAGUUUUGAAGGAAACUCUCACUCCUACAGGCGCAGUGAAAAAUUGGGAGAAACACGAACGCUUGCCAGCCGUCUCAGUAAGAGAUAUUUUCACAAGGUUUCUGGAUAUAACUACGCCACCUUCAACCAAAGUGUUGAAAUACCUAGCAACGGCAUGCACUGAACAAAGAGAAAUCAAUUUCAUCAACGAAUUAGUUGAGCCAAGAUUUUAUUCCAUAUCUUCCUCACCGUUAGCACAUCCCCAAAGGAUACAUAUAACGGUCGCUGUUGUAGUUUACAAAACUCAAGGUGGACAAGGCACUACUCAUUAUGGCGUAUGCUCAACAUAUCUGCAGAAUCAAAAGCCAAAUGAUGAAUUAACAAUCUUCAUAAGAAGGGCACCAAAUUUCCAUAUGCCUCAAGACCUAUCCGCUCCACUUAUUUUGGUCGGACCAGGUUCGGGUAUUGCACCAUUCAGAGGAUUCUGGCAUCAUCGGAAAUGCCAAAUUUCUAGUUCUAAGGUGACUAAUGUUGGACCCAUUUGGCUAUUCUUUGGCUGCCGAUACAGGAGUAUGGAUUUAUACAAAGAAGAAAAAGAAGAAGCAGUAGCUUGCGGGGUCCUUAAUAAAUCAAUGUUAGCGCUUUCGAGGGAAGACGGCGUUUGUAAGAAGCACGUUCAAGCCCUCCUAGAAGAUGAAGGUGCUAGUAUCAUUCGAAUGCUCUUAGAAGAUAAAGGUCAUUUUUACGUAUGCGGUGACUGCAAGAUGGCUGAAGAAGUUAAACAGAAACUAAAAGAAAUCAUAAGUGCCAAUUCCAAUAAGACCCAAGACGAAGCUGAAGAUUUUAUUCUUAACUUGAUGGAUGAGAACAGGUACCACGAGGACAUUUUUGGUAUCACACUCCGAACAGCUGUAGUUCACAGUGCGUCGAGGGAAUCAGCAAAGCGGACGCGGCUUGAGUCUGCCUCAAACACCAAUGACACAAAGAAU
Messenger RNA from Iphiclides podalirius (scarce swallowtail), 3123 nucleotides. Lineage: Eukaryota; Metazoa; Arthropoda; Insecta; Lepidoptera; Papilionidae. The record is from the annotation of a GenBank genome assembly.